This is a messenger RNA of Heterostelium album PN500, 1416 nucleotides long. RefSeq lists its product as uncharacterized. The coding region runs from base 1 to 1416 and encodes 471 amino acids. Gene Ontology annotation, cellular component: RSF complex. The transcript has 2 exons. Gene Ontology annotation, biological process: regulation of DNA-templated transcription. The record is from RefSeq and is a predicted model, not a curated record. Lineage: Eukaryota; Evosea; Eumycetozoa; Acytosteliales; Acytosteliaceae.
AUGACAAAAUGUAUACAUACAGAUUGUACUAUGCACUUUGACAGACCGUUUCAUUUGAAACGUCAUGAAGAAGAUGCUACUCAUUACUGCAAGAAUGCUGCGGAAUGCGAGAAAAACAUGGCGGGAAGACCUUCGAAACACAAAGAUCCGACUCCUCACCAUUGUGAGCCGUGUAACGCUUAUUUCAGCAGACCAGAGGAUCUCACCAGACAUUUGGGAUCGCUUAAGCAUCGGAAUGUAAUGUUGGAGGGUGUCAAACAGGUUCAGAAUACAGAGUAUGAUGUCGAUCAAACCGUCACCAAUCUUAUCAACGGCAUUGCAGAGCAACAGCGAGAGAUGACCGACAUAGAGAAACUCGAGCAUCUCCAUCAAACUCAUCCAAUUACCAUCAUCGUUGCCGACGAAGAUGAAGGGACACACAGUGGUAUCUUUGUUAAUUUCCUUGCUGUCUUUAGAGAUUUACUUAAAGAUCAUAAAUUAAUUAAAACAAAUGUAAAAAUAACAUUAAAACUUGGAUACAAGCUAUAUCAUGUCGGUAAUGGCCAACAAGAGAAGACCAAGUUUUUCGUUUGCGGAACCAUGGGAAUAGUCGAUCCGGCACCUCCAUCGAAUGCACAAUUCAAAGACAGACCAUUCAUUGUCUAUCAUGGAAGUGAGGAUAUCAUAGAGUUUGUUACAAAGCUGCAGCAACUGGCCGAUGAAAUCAACAUCUAUUCCGGUGAGAGUUGCAUUCCACUCGAUGGAGUGAAAUACAAUGUAACGAUAGAGUUUGCUGAUCAAAGUCCGAUGGCUGCCGACACCACAACAGGCGAGUGUGAAGUGUACUUGGAGAAUCUUUGGUUGCAUAAUCACGAGCAUCAUGGCGACACCACCGUUGAAUUUACAGACAGCAAUCCCAGCUCAAAGAGUAUUACAAAAGAAGAGCACCACGAAACUGAGCGAGAAGAGGAAGAGAAUAAUGAUGCUGCUGAUAAUGAUGACGACGACGAUGAGGAAAUAAGAAAAGUACCACCAAAGAAACGUGUAAGACCAUCAAAGUCAAAGGCUAAAGAAAAAGAUGAAGAGAUAAAAAGUCCAAAGAAACGUGGAAGACCUUCAGCUGUAAAGAAAGAAAGCGAUGAAGAGGAGGAGGAGGAAGAGGAGGAAGAUGAAAGAAAAGAAAAAGAGGAGUCAAUGGAGGAAGACGAAGAGGAAGAAGAAAAGGAAAAGGAUAAAAAGAAAAAAUCAAAGAAGAAGGAAAAAGAGAAAAAGAAAGAAAAAGCUAAAAGAAAAGGAAAAUCAAAAAAGUCAAAGCAAGAUGAAGAAAUCGAUAUUGAAUUUACAGAGGGUGAAGAUGAUGAUGAAGAGGAAGAAGAAGAAGAAGAAGAAGAAGAGAGAUCAUCUAAACAUAAACAAAAGAAAUCAAGAAAUAAAUAG